UUUCAUACUUUUAGUUAAUUUUACUUUUUCAGAUUAUGCUAUGUCUAAAAUUAGCUUCAAAAUGACACGUCGCCGAACACAUUUGCAUAAAGAAAGUCCGAAGGUAUUUCGAACACUGAGAUCCAACAAGAAGCCCAUCCUUGAGCCAAGAUUGAAAUCUAGUCGAACAAAAUUUAGAGGUCGGGCCAGAACUAAAUGUAUAACGGUUUACAAAAAACCGCCGGCGGUGAAAGCUUAUGAAGAAACUUCGUCUGAUAGUGAAACCGGGUUUUCCAGCAGUCAGCACAACAAUAUGCCACAGGGACGAAAUCACCGAAAUAAGAGUGGAGGAAGUGAUUCCCCGGAUCAGCAGAGUGAUAGUGAUGAAGAUAUUUGCUUAUCUCAAACAGUGGAUAGUUUGGUUGGUGGUGAGAUGAGCUCCUCUGACCUCUCCUCGCCUGUCGGUCAACUGGGUCAGCUCUGCCAAACCGUAGCAGAGAUCGAUCAGGAUUGGAUGUCAGCAUGUAGCGAUGAAGCAGUCAAAUUCUUCUGUUCUUUACAACAAACAAGUUCAACAGUGUACAAUACAUCCAGCCUGCUUUACAGUACAACAGACAACGGGUUGUACCAGUCAGAUGAGAGUUCGCUCUAUGUACAUAAAGAGAACAUGUACCCUGCCGAGCAGCCCGUGUACCCUGUUUACCGGGACGGACUGUGCCCUGGUGGAGAGGAGGAAAAGGAUGAGGUGGAUGGGGGAGAUCAUCAACCCAUAGAUCUAGUCUAUUCUGCUGUUCAACCUCAAACCUUUAGAUCAGCACAGGAGUACAGUUCGCAUGUAUCUGAACAGUACAGUGGGCGUGGUUACCAGAUGAGCCGGUACACGAGGCAGGAGGAGGAGGUGGAGCCAGCCUUCGAUCCCUACGUGUUCAUUAAGAACCUGCCUCCUCUUACACCAGAAAUGAGAUCUAGGUGUCCUGCUCUACCCUUAAAAACAAGAUCUAGUCCACAGUUUUCUCUAGUUUUGGAUCUUGAUGAAACGUUAGUUCACUGUUCACUUCAGCAGCUUGAAGAUGCCACUCUAUCCUUCCCUGUCUUCUUCCAGAACCAAGAAUAUCAGGUGUUUGUAAGAACUAGGCCGCAUUUCUCCGAGUUCUUGGAGAGAGUUUCCAAACAUUUCGAGCUAAUUCUCUUCACAGCGAGUAAAAAGGUUUACGCAGAUAAAUUAAUGAAUUUACUGGAUCCUGGUCGUACUUUUAUUAAAUACAGACUCUUCAGAGAACAUUGUGUUGUUCAGGUUUACGCAGAUAAAUUAAUGAAUUUAUUGGAUCCUGGUCGUACUUUCAUUAGAUACAGACUCUUCAGAGAACAUUGUGUUGUUCAGGUUUACGCAGAUAAAUUAAUGAAUUUACUGGAUCCUGGUCGUACUUUCAUUAGAUACAGACUCUUCAGAGAACAUUGUGUUGUUCAGGUUUACGCAGAUAAAUUAAUGAAUUUACUGGAUCCUGGUCGUACUUUCAUUAGAUACAGACUCUUCAGAGAACAUUGUAUUGUUCAGGUUUACGUAGAUAAAUUAAUGAAUUUAUUGGAUCCUGGUCGUACUUUCAUUAGAUACAGACUCUUCAGAGAACAUUGUAUUGUUCAGGUUUACGCAGAUAAAUUAAUGAAUUUACUGGAUCCUGGUCGUACUUUUAUUAAAUACAGACUCUUCAGAGAACAUUGUGUUUGUGUUAACGGGAACUAUAUUAAGGAUUUGAAUAUACUGGGGCGGGAUCUAAGAAAGACGAUUAUAAUUGAUAACUCUCCUCAGGCCUUUGGUUACCAGCUGGAGAACGGUAUCCCUAUAGAAUCCUGGUUUGUGGAUAAAUCUGACAAUGAACUGAUGAAACUGGUCCCAUUCCUAGAGAAUAUUGUUAACCAGGCAGAGGACGUCAGGCCCAUCAUCCGAGAGUCCUUUCGUCUCUUCUCCCAUCUUCCUCCUGGGUAGGACAGAGACUAAAGAAACCAGAAGGAUGAGAGGGCAUUUCCCCAAUCCCCUUCAAACCUAUAGUUUCCCCACAUGCUAACCCAACUGAGCUUAACCUGCUAUAGCACUGAUAUAAAACUGAAAGAUGUAGCAUCGAAUCCAUUACAGGAUUUCUUCAUCAUGGGGUCAUCUGACUUCAAGCAAGGAUUUCAAGAUAAAGAUGCAAUUAUGGCACAACUUAAUCCAAUUUAAAAAUGUUUUUAGAUUUUGAUUUACUUCUUAGAGAUUAUGAGCAAAUUCCGGAGAAAAUUAUUGAACUAUUGUUUUGAGACUACCAGUAAUAUAUAAUGAAAGAUUUAUUCCCGUGUACAAAUUAUGCACUGCAAAAAGUAGUUCACUUCGAAGCCGGUUGUACACAAUCAUACACCAUAUUGUUAUGUACAUUAAAAUGAUUCUAAAAGUAAUCGUUGUUAUUGUUGAGAUUUUAUUAAACUGUUUCUUUGGUUACAAAAUAAAAACGACUGUGUUCGUUUUACAAUGGUAAAAAAUAGUCCCAAUAAAAAUAUUGAGCAUAUUUUUUUUAAAAGACUGUUAACUUUCUUGUCAAUUGGUGCCAUUGAUGAAACCUAAAACAAGUUAUUUCUUUAAAUUUUACGAAAAAAGUUUAUUUUAAUUGAGUAUUCAUUAUUCUAGUACCUUUACGCAACUUAUUGUCACAAAAUUGUGCUGAUUCUGUUUACUUGCAGGCUCCCUUCAUUUUUCUGUUUUGGAGAUAAUCCCCCUUUAUUCUGUUUUCUUGCAGGCUCCCUUCAUUUUUCAGUUUUGGAGAAAAUCCCCCUUUAUUCUGUUUUCUAGCAGGCUCCCUUCAUUUUUCGUUUUGGAGAUAAUCCCCCUUUAUUCUGCUUUCUGGCAGGCUCCCUUCAUUUUUCUGUUUUGGAGAUAAUCCCCCUUUAUUCUGUUUUCUAGCAGGCUCCCUUUAUUUUUCUGUUUUGGAGAUAAUCCCCCUUUAUUCUGUUUUCUAGCAGGCUCCCUUCAUCUUUCUGUUUUGGAGAUAAUCCCCUUUUAUUCUGCUUUCUGUGAGGCUCCCUUCAUUUUUCUGUUUUGGAGAUAAUCUCUCUUUAUUCUGUUGUUUUCCUUAGUAUCCUCUCUAUACUGCUGCCAUUUUGUAGAAAUGUUCAUGACAGUGUUUAAUUGGCAGCUGUCAGGUUUAGAUCCAAGCUGGAUUUUUUGGAUUUUAUUUUAUUUAAUGGGCAGAUUUUCUCUUCUUAUUGGCAGAUUUCCCCCUCGAAUUGGCAUGUUUUUUCCUUUUCAAUUGGCAGAUUUUUACCUCUGAAGUUGCAGGUUUUCGCUCCAAAUCGGCAGGGUUUUUCCAGUUUUGAAGUAGGCAGAUUUUUACUCCAAAUUGGCUGGUUUUACCCCUUAAUUCGCAGAUUUCCCCAUCUUAUUGAAAGAUUUCCCUCCUAAUUGGAAGAUUUCUUCUAAUGGGCAGAAUUUUUAUUCUGAUAGCCUGACCAACAUCAGCUAUUUUGCUGAAUACCUCUUAAACCUAUUGCAGAGCACCAUAUUUAACUUAUCGACGCAAAGUCAUGAGACAGUUUAAAAUCUGUUACAGAUAACCUCUAAACCUUUAUAUUGCAGAACACUCUUUAUUUUAUUUGAUGCAGACAACCCUUGUGAAUCUAAUCUUUAACCAUUAUAUUGCCAAACACUCACCAUCUUCUUUGUUGAGAAAUAUCUUAAUCCAUCCUUUGCCGAUUACCCCAUUCAAUUUAUGGUUGCGGUUUGUUGGCAAAAUACCUCUUUAUAAUAAGGAUUUUUUGUAACGGUGGCACAACAUCGUUUUUUUCUUUUCUAAAAAAAUAUAUAUACCUUUGAGUAGUUCCUGAAAUGUUUGUGAAUUAUUUUUUAAUUAUCAAAACACCUCGAGACAAUUUUUCACAAACCAUUUUUUUGUUUUUAGAAUUUGGUUGAGAUUUUAACUCUAAAUGAAUGGAUACCUCAAUGGUUUAGUUUUCGAGCUUGCAGCCUCUUCGGCUCUUACAUUAUUUUUGAAAAAAGUUAAAGCGAAAAAAUUUGAGAAAAUUUAAAUGUAAAAUACAAGUAUUAUUACCUGUAACAAAUGUAAAAUUUACAUCGGUGAAAAUCUAUUCUGUUAAAUUUUAUUGUGAUUUUUUGUUCUGGGGACAUCAAAACCCAGCACCCAUUGUAAUACUAUGAAUGCAUAUUGAAUCUAUAUAUAUAUACCUUACAUAAUAAAAUAGUUUUUUAAA
Molecule: messenger RNA, 4212 nt
Organism: Eurytemora carolleeae
Lineage: Eukaryota; Metazoa; Arthropoda; Copepoda; Calanoida; Temoridae
Exons: 13
Coding region: 41-1963 (640 amino acids)
Molecular function (GO): phosphoprotein phosphatase activity
Source: RefSeq, a predicted model, not a curated record